GUGUCAGUAUCUCACAGUAUGCACAAAAUUUUGUGUUUCUUUGCGAAUUUGCAUUGCAAAGAAAACGAAACGAACACAAACGGUGAAGUGAAGCGUGCGUAUCCUCUCCCUCACAUGAUAUCUAUGUAAUAUACUCGUAUGUUGAAGCCAAUAUCAAACGUUUGCACGUGCAUAGUUGGUACAGGAAUACAGCCGCUGUAUCGCACCUGUCGGUACGGGCGCAAUCAAUAACUACAUAGCGGACUAUUGAUUUGUCUCGAAUGCCCAUUGGAGCCGACAGGGUGCAACAGUUGGCACCUUUGUUGGUAGUUUUAUCGAUUUUGGUGUAUGCUUUCAACUGCGCAAUUAAAUAGCUUUUGAAGUGCUGUGAAAAUGGGGGAUAUUGCUCAAGAAUACAUAAAGUACGCCCGAUAUUUAUCAACAAAUGGCUGCUACAGCAAGGCUUUCGAUAUGUACAUGCUGGCUUUCGACAAGAACAGGGACCUGAAGACUCUGUACGAGCCGGAGUUUCGCGCCAACGUGAUCAGGCUGAACGAGGUGCUGGCCACAGCCAACAAGAUGGAGGAGAUCUUUAGCAACUUCGCGCGCGCGAUUGAUGCCUUCCCAGACAACAUCAACUUGCUCAACGACAUUGGCAAGUAUCUUUACAAGUUCGCAUUCUACACUGAAGCUUGGUGCCACUUUCAGAAAGCACUUAGAUUCAAUCCUUUAUUUGUUAAUGCUGAGAAAAAUCUAAACUCUGUGAAGAAUUUCCUUAUGGAGCGAUGGCAUUUCCGCAUGCUCAAUGAUAAGAUUAGAAAUGAAGCUUAUCGUAAAGCAAUUAAAGCCAAAGCCGUUAAAUUUAAGGAUAAUGUCCUUGAUAUGGGUACUGGAACAGGCUUAUUAUCUUUGUAUGCAACUGAGUGCUCCCCUAAGUCAGUCAUAGCUUGUGAUGGAUCUGACGUGAUGACCAGCAUAGCAGAAUUUGUCACCAUGGAUAACAGGAAAAAUGAGAUUGUCAUCAUCAACAAGAUGUCUACAGACAUGACCACAGGUGACAUAGGGGGGAGGAGCACCCUUCUGGUUACUGAAAUGUUUGAUGCAGGUCUCUUUGGGGAACAUGUUUUGCAAUCUUUAGCCCACGCAUGGGACAACCUCAUGAUGAACAAUGCUCGAAUUGUACCCACCAAAGCAGAAUUCUUUGUAGCCCCGGCCAAAUGUGACCAUCUCAACCGCAAGUAUCAGCUGUGCCACUCCACCAAAGUCCUCUUAAACAUUCCUAAUGAGCAUGUCCACAUCACAACUCAUGAUGAGACUUACGAUUGUGAAGAUGUCCAUCUCUUCAAGGACAUAAAAUAUAUGGCUGACCCAAAGACACUACUUGUAGUUGAUUUCAAUGACCGAGAUGAUGUACUGGAGAUUUUAAACAGAAAAGACCCCUUCCGUGCAAAAUUUAAAAUUAAAGAGGAUGGAGAGAUCAACACUUUUAUUGGCUGGUUCCAUCUGUAUUUAACAGAUACCAUCACAAUCACUACCAAUCCCAAUGCUAAAAACAGGGCAAAUGCAUGGCAGCAAGCGGUAUUCUUUGACAACAUUCCCGUUCCUGUGAAGAAAAAUCAAGUUACAAUUUCAGAUUUCCUCAUGAAUGGGGGCAAACUGACUAUGUUGCAUAAUUCCAAGAAGGAAAUCACAAGAAUCUCACCAGAGACUCUAAGGUUCUUAAAUGAUACAGAAUAUAUAAAACUGAUCACAGGUAGUAUUGCCAUGAAUUGCGUGUACCUCGGACAGAUUGUUGAUAUAAGUCUGACAAGUAUUGUUGACCUCUGUCCUUUCCCAUUGUUUGGUCUUCUCAUGUUGAAGCGGGGAGCUCAAUCUCUCAUAUGCAGUGCCAAAACAGAGGCUGAUGUAUCUUUCAUUGAGUCAAUUUUCACAAUCAACAAAGUACCUCUGUCCAAAGUCACUAUUUUAACUGGCGAUGAAUGGGGGCCUGAGACGUUCAGAGGUGAAAAGUACCAUGCCAUAUUUACUAAUAUCUUUGACUUGUGGGGCGAUGUAGAUUUGCGUAAUAGACUUGUAGCCCAGCAGUUGAGACAAAAUAACUUGAUGCAAGGAGGCCUCUUCAUGCCGUCUGACAUCAAGAUUGUGGGGCAGCUUGUCCACAGCAAGUGGUUGGAGAUCAACAACAAAGUGCUUGACGAAAAUGUGCACAAUUACAGACUGUCUCCACACGUAAACAAGUAUCAGGUGACUCAAAACUUUUGUAUUGAUUUCACGCAUUUGGAAUUCACUUCUCUUUCUAAUCCAACAAUCUUGGGUUCUUUCAAUGAUGAUUCAGGGUCAAAAACAUUUAAGAUCCCGCUAAUUUCCGAUGGGACCGUGAAUGCUAUCCUGUGCUGGUACCAGCUGGAAAUUAUGGAGAAUUUGACGGAAAUAUCCACAAACAGAAGGAAUAGUUUCAUAGAUGGUAUUGUGUUCUUGGUCAACCCAAAGUUUCCUUUGAAAAAAGGUUUUAUGGCUAACAUCGUGCGCUGUGUGGACCAUGAAGGCGCGUUCAAGUUGCUGUUCGAAGAUACGUCUCAAGAUCAGAGCCCUAAUGUCUGAAUACAAUCAAAUAAACUUUUUGGACGCAGUCAUUUUAUAUAAGGAUCUCACUUUAGUUACUUCUGUUAUAUUUGACUUUUUGUUUGGAGAUGGGUGUGAAUGUUGAAUAUUUUUUAUUAUUUAUUACUGUUGAAAAAGAGUGAAUUUUACUUGUGCUUGCUAAAUGUUAUGGCAUUUUCUAAAUCCUUGAUGUCUGUUUAUGUAUUAAAAUUAUGAACUCUAUUUACUAAAGUCACAGGGUGUUGAAGAAGCCUAUUUAUUACUGACAUUUACUCUAGAUAUAAGUCCUGUUUUACAUAUAUGCUCAUUAUUUACCCGAGUAUUAUGAGAGCUACUCAUAUCAGUGUAUAAAAACUCAAUGGAAAUCUGAUUAUUCUGAAUAGAAAUAUAUUAAAACAAAUAAGAAAUUGUAUUGGCCAAAUGGAUGUUGUUGGUGUAAAUAUAGACAUUAUUUAGAAAUAAUUAUUACUAAGGUGCUGUUAAUUGAAAUGUUGAUUAUUUUAAUUACAUUAUUACCUCUGUCUCUAAAGUUGGCAAAGUAUGAAUUUAAAAAUUUGAAGCCAGCGUAAUAUGAAUCCUAUUGACGUUGUCAUAAGAGUUGCAUUUAUAGUUAUCAUACUAGCCAAUUUUAUUUAUAGAGCUAUAUAAUGAUAAUACUCUUGAAUAAUUAGGUAUAGAGUAAUUAAUUAACUAUGCUCAAACACUUUGUUUUAUAUUCUGUCCCAAAGUCAUAGAAAUGUAUGUGAUCAGAUUUUUGUUAAAGGAAUAUUUAAAAGGGUCAUGUUAAUUAAACUUGAAACGAGGAUAAGAAAGGGUUGUGUGGUAUUUUACUACCUAAAUAGGAUAUGAUAAGAGACAUUAAAUUCUGUUAAAAUUCGUGGUCGCUAUUUUUGGAGGCCUAAACCCACUAUUUAUAUUACUUUAUUUAUUAUCUAAACACAUCUCAUCUUAAUGAUCUACGAGAAUGUAUAAUUAUUUUGUACAUGACUAAUAUUAGUAUUUAUGGAUUUGACAAAAAUUUAAAAACAUAUUUUUGGAAUACAGCCAUAUUUGUUUCUAUAGAAAUUUGGCUCGGUGGGCUGUGAAGUAAAAGUUAGGACUUAGGAUCUGAUUUUCUACUAUUUUUUACAAAAUGAGUUUUCUGUACUUUCGUAAUUCAAUUACAUAUUAUAAAAUUUAUCACAGACCUGGGGGUGGUAAUCCGGUUUAUAAAAAUCUUAGCACCAAUUUUUAAGUGUUCGUAUUUUAAUGCGAAAAUGUUAUGCAUAUUGUUGUUCUACUAGGUACUCUAGGAGAUAAGAUUCACAAUGCAGAUUAAUACUAAACUGAUAAAAUAGACAAUCAUUUCAUUGUGCAGUCAGAUUUAGCACGAUAUGCAGGUAGCAGCUACCCAUUAUAAUAUUUUAUAAAUCUAUUUGAAUUGCGAUUUUAUCAUUUAUAACUCGGCUAGUAUAGUAUUAUACAUACAUGUAUGUUUUAAUUACUCUGCUUUCGCGAAAUAUAGUAUGAUUAUUAUUUUCUUGUUGGAAUCUUCCCUUGUUUACACGGUUGUAUGUUGGCCAUUUUUACUUAAAUUAAUUUUAAGCUAUGUGACCAUCCGCAUAUCGUGGUAACAAUAUUUUGUAGUCUCAGAUUGUAAUCCACGAUAAAUAUUAAUGUAUUAACUAUGGACGUUUCAAUGUUUAAAUGUGAACAGUAGUGAAUUUCGAUGUGAUAUUUUGAAAAUUACAAUAAAAAAGAAAGUUUUUUGAAACUCAA
Messenger RNA from Plodia interpunctella (Indianmeal moth), 4338 nucleotides. Its product is annotated as protein arginine N-methyltransferase 9-like. Gene Ontology annotation, cellular component: nucleus. The transcript has a single exon. The coding region runs from base 373 to 2580 and encodes 735 amino acids. The record is from RefSeq and is a predicted model, not a curated record. Gene Ontology annotation, molecular function: protein binding; protein-arginine N-methyltransferase activity. Lineage: Eukaryota; Metazoa; Arthropoda; Insecta; Lepidoptera; Pyralidae. Gene Ontology annotation, biological process: peptidyl-arginine methylation.